Puccinia triticina is the source of this 612-nucleotide messenger RNA. RefSeq lists its product as uncharacterized. The record is from RefSeq and is a predicted model, not a curated record. The transcript has 4 exons. The coding region runs from base 1 to 612 and encodes 203 amino acids. NCBI's taxonomy places the organism in Eukaryota, Fungi, Basidiomycota, Pucciniomycetes, Pucciniales, Pucciniaceae.
AUGGCGGAAGGCGGUCAAAACAUGCCAGUUGACGGAAAGGAUAAUUGGGAUUCACGGCAAACAUCCCGCGCAAUGGAUCCCAGUACAUACCCCACUGCACUGAGCACCCUCGUCGUGAAAGGCUUACCAAAAAGAUUGGGCAGAUACGAUAUACCUCCUUCGGCCAUUAAAGGACUCAAGGAAGGCAGUGGUUACCAAAUCAACAUAAUGAGUCCAGAAGGUGGAGCUAUCCUAGCUCAAAGUCCUACUUUCACAAUUUCCCGCGAGGAUGAUGAGUCUGGCGACGGCGGGGCAGAUGAUGACGAGGCCCAGGUAUUCAACUAUGCGGAUCAUCAGGAGGAAGCCCGGACUACGACCAUUCACCAUCACCACGGUGCCCUCAAGGCAAAUAAGGGGAAAGACAACAUGUAUAGAUAUCGAAGACUCGGGAAGACUCAUCCGAAAAGUCACAGACACAAUCAAGCGAGGCCUUACCGCUCCCGUCAAAGGUUCCAGAAAGCCAAGGCCAAAUCAAACACCCUUUACAAUUCAAUCCCAAAGUUUGAUCACUCUAGAGGCGCUUGUUCGCGCAGCCCACGCAACCCUCGGGUUGCAAAGGUCGUAAGAAUUUGA